AUGACACGUCUAUGCCUUCUGUUCCUAGCUUUAUUGUCAUAUCGAGAUGUCAUUGCACCAAACACGGAAAUCUUCAAGGCUCCAAUUAACCCAGGCAGAGAAACUUUAUCCGAAGGUCGUAAUUCCAAGUUCGCCGUUGGUCGGGGCCCAUCAUCUGAUGUCAAGACAUCUGUUUUGAAUUCCAAUUGGUCAGAGGGAGGUCCUAGGAAAAAUAUCGUGCCACUCGAACUAGAUGAUUUCGCAAGUAAAGGGUUACAGCAUCCCGAAUUUCCAGGUGCCCAUUUGGACGAGUAUAUGCAAACUACCGCUCCUAAGGUAAUAACUAUCAGCCGCCCCAAUAAGAUUGCUUGUCCCCACAACUCGGUGCCUGCCUACAGUUAUCAUCAUGGCCAACGCGGGGUCACCACCGUUUGGAUGUAUGAAGGGUUCGUUCCUAUCGACUCCGAGGCCUAUCUGGAUUACACAAAACGCUUAAGGCAGCACCAGGCCUUGCAUGAUUAUCAACCAGCGAAAAAAGAUGGAAUAACACUCCCGUCAAAGGAAGAAUUCAAUAACUAUGUCCAUAAAGUAGCACAAGGGUUGGUCAACCCGGAAGCAGAGCAGGUCAACAUGGUACAUAAAGAAGCACAAGGUCUGGUCAAGCCGCAGGCAGAGCAGGUCAACAUUGCUGAGCAAAAAACACCACUCGCGGGAAAUAAAGCCUCCGAACAUCAUAUCUCUGCUACACAAUCUUCGUCCAAGCCAAACUUUGAGCAGCAGAAUAGGCAGUCGACGGCUGGUCCAUCACAAAGGAGAAACAAUAGUCCGGGUAAAGCCACAAGAGACAGAAUGAAAGCGAGGGGGCAGUUUCGUUACACAGCGCCGCACAAUAUUCAAUACCAUGGCUAUAAUACCCAAUAUCAUGGCUAUAAUACCCAAUACCAUGGCUAUAAUACCCAAUACCAUGGCUAUGUGCCCAGAAAUUAA
Puccinia triticina is the source of this 966-nucleotide messenger RNA. RefSeq lists its product as uncharacterized. The record is from RefSeq and is a predicted model, not a curated record. The transcript has 6 exons. Lineage: Eukaryota; Fungi; Basidiomycota; Pucciniomycetes; Pucciniales; Pucciniaceae. The coding region runs from base 1 to 966 and encodes 321 amino acids.